This is a messenger RNA of Fulvia fulva, 639 nucleotides long. Its product is annotated as Hydroxylase/desaturase CTB9. The coding region runs from base 1 to 639 and encodes 212 amino acids. Gene Ontology annotation, molecular function: oxidoreductase activity. The record is from RefSeq and is a predicted model, not a curated record. NCBI's taxonomy places the organism in Eukaryota, Fungi, Ascomycota, Dothideomycetes, Mycosphaerellales, Mycosphaerellaceae. The transcript has 3 exons.
AUGGAGAGGUGCUCACUGGAGGGUAGGUAUGGCGCGACGACGUUUCAUCCCAUGGGGCAUAUUAUACGGCGGUACUCGCAUGAGGAUGAUUUGAAAGCUACCGAAGGGAAACGAGAUGAUGAGAUUGUGAAGCUGGAGGCGCCGGCGACUUUUGCACAUACCUAUCGUAUAGAGGCGCCUGUUCUCUCCUCAAGCGUAUGCUCGACAAUUGGACAGACCGCAAGCUGGCUGCUGAAGUCUGAGAGAAAGCCCAGGAAUACCGCUGGGCCAUCAUCAAUGCCUGUCUGCGACGCAGCCACAGUCCCCGACUCCGAUCUCCGUCCCAUCCCCAUCAUCACGCCAGCUGGCGCAUACAGAGAUACCGAAGAAGCCCGAGGAGAAAUCUGGCAGCUCGCUUACAAUCCGCGGCAGAAAUGGUACUGGGUCAACAACAUGCAGCUGGAUGAGUUUUUCUUCAUUAAGUGCUUUGAUUCUGCUAUGAAUGGGAGGGCGAGGAGGGCGCCGCAUAGUGCGAUCCAGAUGCCGACGGACAAUGGACUGAAUAGGGAGAGUCUUGAAGUUAGGUGCGUUGUGUUUUGGGAAGGAACUGGGCUGGAGGGAGAUGGAUUUGGGAAGGAGGCGGGAAGGGCGAGGUUGUGA